GCAACCGCCCCAAACAGAAACAGCCGUCGCCAUCGGCCCCCGCGGCUCAGCGUCCGCGGACGCGGCUCCCACGAGCUGGGCCGCCUCUGCCGGGGCCACCACCUGGGGACCCUCAACCAGCAUGCACACGUCCACGCCGCACCACGCUCCGCAGACCUGGGCACCAGGGGGCCCCGGCCUGUCCUGCAAGACCCUACCUGGAGCACCGCCCGCCUCUCCCCAAGGACAAGAGCGUGAGGAGCUGAGGAGCCGCACCACGGACGCCUACCUCCGGCUGCCACCCACGCCAGGCCCCGCAGGCAGGACUCACCCUCGCGAGACCCUCGGCUCCGACCCACUGCCCCUCGGGUGUGGCUCUGGCUCCGCACACAGGGACCCAGCCCCGCCCCCGAUGGCCUCCGCAGGCAGGACUCACCCACGCGAGACCCCCGCGGCCAGCUGUGACUGCCCCGACCCGAGCCCCUGGCCCCGUCCGAGGGACCCAGCCCCACCCCCUCCAGCCCCCGCCAGCAAGACCCUUGGGCCCCCGCGGCCGGCUGUGACUGCCCCCACCCGAGCCCCUGGCCCCGUCCGAGGGACCCAGCCCCACCCCCUCCAGCCCCCGCCAGCAAGACCCUUGGGCCCCCGCGGCCGGCUGUGACUGCCCCCACCCGAGCCCCUGGCCCCGUCCGAGGGACCCAGCCCCACCCCCACCAGCUCCCGCAGGCAGGACUCACCCACGCGGGACCCUCGGGCCCCCACAGCCGGCUGUGACUGCCCCCACCCGAGCCCCUGGCCCCUCCCGAGGGACCCAGCCCCCCACCCCCAACAGCCCCAGGCGGAGCCAGC
This is a messenger RNA of Bubalus bubalis (water buffalo), 828 nucleotides long. RefSeq names its product basic proline-rich protein-like. The transcript is spliced from 2 exons. The record is from RefSeq and is a predicted model, not a curated record. Bases 122 to 640 code for a protein of 172 amino acids. Lineage: Eukaryota; Metazoa; Chordata; Mammalia; Artiodactyla; Bovidae.